UUUUACCGCGAGCAUCGUCUGUGUCAAACUUCAAAAAGUAAAAAAAUUCUCUAAUUUUAACUUUUUAUUCCCUGAAAAAUUACGAUUAUCAGUGUGCAGGAAUUGGAAGUCAAGGUACCCACCCCGAGCGAGAAAUAACGUUAUCGAGCUUCGUGGUCAGAUUAUUCUGAGACAACCCAAUUCUGUAAUUUGAAAAUUAUACUGAGAAAAUGCGGAGAAGAAGGGUGAUAACCACUUUCGAUGAUCUGCCGGAAGGUGUUUUGGGAGAAAUCUUCUCCCGUGUUCCUGUGAGGGAUCUUCUGCGAGCGAAGAGCGUGUGCAAAUGCUGGUUUGAUGUGAUUUCAAGCCGCUGGUUUAUUUCGAUGCAGCUAAAGCAGUCCUUCUCGGACCCGACACGCAACUAUCUUCUCCUUUUGCGCAGCUAUGAUCAACCCUCCACUGUUUUCUGUACAGUCCAGAGUCCUAAUAUCAUGGUUGAAAUGGAUGAUUUUAAGAAGUUGGGGGCUACUAGUUUUGUUGUGGGUUCAGUUAAUGGGCUAGUUUGUAUUGCUUGUAUGGGUCUAGGGAGGUGGUGUUUCCUCUGGAACCCUUCAUUAAGAGAACAUAGGUGCCUCCCAAAGGGUUCUAUAUUUGCUAGGGACACGAAAAGGGUUCAGGCAAGUCUUGGGUUCGGUCAUGAACCGAGUUCUGAUGAUUACAAGGUUGUGAGGAUACUGAACUUUCGUGCUCAAUUUGCUGAUACUGGAAUGCCAUUGACUAGGGUAGAGGUGUACUCAUACAGUUUGGAUACUUGGAAAGAAAUCGAGAUUGAUUUCCCCUUGAAAAUGACAAAGAGCAGCUGUGAUGUGAUACUGAAUGGAUUCAUUUAUUGGCUUGCUGAAAAAGGAAAUGUAAAUGAGAAGGCUUGUGUAGCAGCAUUUGACAUGCGUAGAGAGGUCUUUCAACAAAUUGUAGUGCCUGACGCGUUGAUUGUAAAAUCUCACCAUUAUAGUGUUAUGAACUUCAGAGGUUGUCUUGGAUUGCUUGUGUAUGGUUCACAUUUUGAACUCCAAAAGAGCCUAGAAGUGUGGAUGCUGGAAGAUAAAAGAAGUGGAGUUGGGGGUUGGACAAAAAAUCUCGUGGUUACGAUGGAUUUCCAACUUUCAUUUCAUUGGGGCUUGGCAAAUGGUUGCAUAGUUGUGCAAAAUACUCCAAAUGCACCAUUUUUGUAUGAUCCAGAAAGAAAAGAAAGGAAAAUAAUUGGAGUCAAUGGCAUGAUUGGAGUUCUUUACUAUGUGGAGAGUCUUGUCUCAAUCAAGAAAAGACGUACAAGGAAACGUACCAUUAAGAAGCUCACAUAGGUGAUGUUAAAAUUCAAGUAGCUGUAAUUUCGCUUUUCUCAGCACCAUAUGUACUUUUAAUUUCAGUUGUUUUAUAUGCUUGUAUUAGGUAUUCAGAUUUUGUUUUGACAUUUGAUAAGAUUUUCUUUGUGUCCUUAAAUUUUACUCAAUUCAAUCAAUAUAAAUGAUUGCCCUCAUUGAA
Messenger RNA from Ipomoea triloba (trilobed morning glory), 1521 nucleotides. Its product is annotated as F-box protein At3g07870-like. The record is from RefSeq and is a predicted model, not a curated record. The transcript is spliced from 2 exons. The coding region runs from base 210 to 1340 and encodes 376 amino acids. NCBI's taxonomy places the organism in Eukaryota, Viridiplantae, Streptophyta, Magnoliopsida, Solanales, Convolvulaceae. Gene Ontology annotation, molecular function: protein binding.